Messenger RNA from Pocillopora meandrina, 7953 nucleotides. The record is from the annotation of a GenBank genome assembly. Lineage: Eukaryota; Metazoa; Cnidaria; Anthozoa; Scleractinia; Pocilloporidae.
AUGGCCGCAAAGAUGGCGGCCUUAUUUCGUUGUUAUAGAGUUUCUUUGGCUUGUCGGCCUGUAGUUACGGACGAAAUUAAUUUUUUAAUGCGGAGACAAUGUGUAUCAUUCUCACGCAGAUGUGAUUUGAGUUGCUUAGCGACAGAAAAUGGCAUUUCACCCAUAUCGAAAAAUACAUUUGGAUACCAACAGACCUCACUUAUGGGAUUGCAGGAGAAGAGAUUUUUCACAUCUUCCUCCGUCACCCCUAAUGAUAACCCACAAAUAAGUAAGUCAUAAACGUGGCUGUUUUUAAUAUUAUAAAAUGCAAAUAACUUUUAAGAGAAGGUAAGUUACCAUUUCCUCCCAAAAGCUAUGCUUAAUCUCUUCUCAUUCCACACGACCCUAGUGGGUGUUGGGGAGGCGUGUUCAAGUGGGUUAGGGUCUAGUGCAGUGGACAACAAUUGGGUUCAUAAAAAAGUAAUUUAAUGAUGCUUUGAUUUAGCCUUAAUACUGCUUUCACUUGCUUGCUUCUAAGUAAAACAAUCACCUAAAAAAAGCACCCAAACCUCAGUUUGCAGAGGGUGGGGGGAGUGCAGGUACAAUCUUUUCCCAAAGCACUCUGUAGGAAUGUGAGAGACGUGUUUGCCUAAUGAUUAGUGUGCUGGACUCUGGGUUGAGAGGUCUCAAGACCUGGCUGGGUAAUUGUGUUGUGUUCUUGGGCAAAACACUUCAGUCUCAUAUUGCCUCUCCCCACUCAGGAGUAUAAAUGGAUAUUGGUGGAGUGUAAGGGAGGCCUGAUGAAGUGCUGGAGGGUAGCCUUGUGGUGGACCAGCAUCCCAUGCAGUGGAGAGAAAUAGUCUUGGUCCCUUUAAGUAUUAAAACCAGGAAUAAACUGAGUGAAGACUUUACUGUUUUAUUUACUUAUUCUGAAUUCCAGAAUCAGAGAAUUAAUUUUUGUGCCCAGUAACUUUGAAGCUAAGUGUACGUAGAUCAGUAUAUUUUAAGUGCUGUAUACUUGGCUUAAAAUGGUUCUGCAUGCGUGAGAAUGAUUGUCCUAUUUUUUUCACAUCUGUAGUCUUGGCCAACCUGAUUUUCACUUGUAUUUCCUACAACUGGCAUCAGUUGUUUAGAAUACCUGAUAAUUAGAAGGCUUUUAAAUUUAUUCUUGUCUGCAUCCCUGUAUGUGUAUGAAAAAAAUUAACCUAUCAGAUGAGCCCUAUGAGCCUCUAGGAAAACCCCUAACCCCUCAACUCCCAUGAGUGACCAAGACAGAAUUUCUCCUUACAAUACUAAUACAAAAUCAAUGAUAUCAGUGACGAUGAUAAAGAAAAAUGUCAAUUAGGGGAUUACUAGUUGAUUCAUUACCAAAUUCUCCAAACUAAUAUCAUAAGAAUCGUUUGACAGUAAGGAGAAUUACUGUAAUAAAAAAAUGUAAAAAACUUUCAGGAGCUUGUGAUGACUAUUUUAAAUCAAUUUUUUAUUUAGAAGUUUUUAGGUUACCUGAUUACUUUUUUGGUCUCUUGCAGCAUUUGAAAGCCUUUCGGAUCUGAUAAAAGACAAACUACAAGAAUCCCUUAAUCAUGAUUCCUUGGCAACACACUUGAAAGUUCUUGAAGCUUUGAUCAAGCAUUGGAAAGGGGAAGUGCUAUCUGUGUCUGUCACAAGAACAGCAGCAGAAUGUAAGUCUCCAUCAUUGUUAGAUUGUAAGACCUUGUUUAUUGAAAAAAAAAUCAUAUUAUAAUAUUAUAUUCGAUAUGAACCAUGACUUUCUAUCAUAGUAUUAUAUGAUAAAUUAUGCACAAAUCUUGAUUGGUUCUUGCUGAUAAGAUAUUGAAGGGCAGAUGCAUAGAUGACUUCACUUUUAACAACAUUUUGCUUUUUUAUCUUGUAAUACAAAGAGUUUCCAUGUUGCUGUGGGUCUGUACAGUAAUAGAUCAUAGAAGAUGUGAAAAUGUGGGAAGGACAUCAGUGACGUAUUUGGCUGCACCCUGUGUGAAGUUUUUGUUCUUACCACAUUUUGAAGUCUUCUGUUAUCUAUUACUGAACACUGCUUGGCAACAUGGAAUCUAUUUGUUAAUAAAUCCUUAAACUCCCAGGUCAAAUUUGUUAUUCUCCUUACUGUCAACCAUACAAUUCUUAUAAUGUUAAUCCAGAGAAUUUUAUUAGUAUUGGAUCAACUAGAAUUAUCUCCAAAUUGAUAUUUUUCUUAGUUCUCAUCACUUUGCUGGUUGAUAUGGUACUGAUAUUGUAAGGAGAAAUUCUGUCUUGGUCACUCUAGAGAGUUGAAGGGUUAAGCUAUGAUCAUAAUAACAAAUAACAGCAAGUGGUUUAUGUACUAUGAACUAGCGAUCCAUGGAUACUAUGUUCCGCAAGUAGCUGCAAGGAAGGGUCAAAAAUGUUCUUGAAUCAACUAGAUUCUACUCAAAUUGGAUGAUUCAUGCCCUAAAAGUCGACACAUCAUACCAGAAGUCAAUUUGCAAGACACAUAUUAUAUUCCACAACUUGCUACGAGAGAGGGUUGAAAAUGUUGAAAUGUUGAAAAUGGAAUUGUGUGUGGACUUUGUAUGAAUAUUGAAUUACCUUGAAAUUUUUAUUAUUUCAGUAUCUUCAGAGGAUGUUUAUAGACUGGCAUCACUUAUCUUUGAAACCCAAGAAUCAGGUGUGAUAGAGAAAUUUGUGAACUUUAAAUAUUUGCUAUCACAAUUGCAUCGUCCCAUAGGAAACUCUAGAAAAUCCAAUGUACUUCAUCAGUGAAGAGAGUUGGAGGUCUUAGUGCUGCUAUCUACCUAUUCCCCAGAGGCUUAAAGCAAUGUUAGCAAGUUGUACUAACAAACCAUACAAAUACUAAAUGUCUGAUUACCCUGUUUGUAGUUGGAAAAGAUGCAGUUGAAUUGGCUGCUCCACUGUUCAGAUUUUCUGCAAUGGCUGGAAAUCCAGAUGGAAUGUAUAGCUAUGCAAAACUCCUGGAAACAGGUUGAUUACUAUUAUUUGAAUGAUAAUAUUUGUAUUCACUAUGCUUGUGACAUAAUUAAGUAUGAUGUUAACGGAGAGGUCUUUCUAGCAUAGAGUGGUUGUCCCUUUUUUCUUUCUUUCAUUUUAUAUCAUUCAUUUUCUUUUUUUUUUUUAUUUCAUUCUAUCCCAUCUCGUCCCAUCUUAUCUCAUCCGACUUUGUCUCAUUUCCUUUCACUGUAUCUCUUCUCAUUUCAGUUUGUUUUAUUUGUGCUUUAUAUUUUUAUCUGCAUUUUCUCAGGAGAGGGUGGAGUAGAAAGAGACCCCAUUGAGGCUGGAAAGCUUUUCUCAGAACUUGCAGACCAAGGUCAUCCAUUUGCUCAGGUUAAAGGCUUUAUAUGGAUUAUGGCUUAAUUUAACCCAGUUUAAGUUUAAAACAUUAAUGGAGUGUACGAGGAAUUAGGGAGGUUUCUAGAGUACAUUAGCAAGUGCUCAUGCUUUUUCAGCUUUGCUGCUUUCCUUACUUUUUUCCCUUCCCUUCCCUUUCCCACACAUUUGGAGAUGUUUUCAUCCCACACACGUUUUUUUUAAGUCAUGAUCACGGGUGCCCAGUUCUGACAAAACAUUAAAUUACUUUUCUUUUCUUUUCAGUUUACUUUAGCACAUUUUUAUCACAAUGGAAUUGGAAUGAAAAAAGAUUUACAGAUGGCCCUUGAGCUUUAUGAGGUACCAUUCUACUGUGCUUGUUCUACCAUUUCAAUGUUGCAUUGAUAUAAUGUCAUUGUGUAAAGUGAUAGUUUGUGCUCAUCAUUUUAAAUAUUCUGGUCAGAUCUCAAAUUUAGAAAUUGGAAAAGUUUUACAAAGAAACAUAUGAAAUGGAAACAUUUUCAAUUUUAAAUUAAUAAGUAUUUUGAACCCUCAAGUCUUCAGUUAACAGUUUGUUCCUUUUAAUGGCACCCUUGUUUUGUCUAAAAUUUACAUGAUGUGGCCUGUUUUUAGGAUGUAUAUAUAAGAAAGUAUUGAAAUUCUCUGCAUAGGAAAAUUUUUUUUUAAAAUUUUGUUUUUGUUGAGAACAAAUUAAGUUGACACAUGUGAUGUGUUAAUCCUCUUCUUAAUUUCAGGCCAGUGCAAAGAAGGGAGUGAGAGAAGCUAACACUAUGAUAGGUAUGUACAUAAAUGACUACAGUUACAUGUUAGAGCAAAACUUAAAUUAUUUGCUGAACUCGUUAGAGCUCUGGGCUUAUUGUGUAUCAAGCUGGAUUUUGCAUUUAACCCUUUAUCUUCCAGAAGUGAUUAGCAAGUAUUUUCUCCCUAUGGUGUCUAUACAUUAUCCAGCAAACAGAUAAUGAGAGUACUCAAAAUUAUCAAGUAGGAGUUGUUAUAUUGAUAUAAUGUCAAAUUCUCUGCCUUUUUUGCAAGGAAAUGUGUAGUAGCUAGAGAGGAGAAUUAGCAAUCAGACCUUGGGAGUUAAAGGGUUAAGUCCUUUGUACUCAUGAUUAUGGGCCAGAUUUCAGUGUUGUUCCCUGGGUCUUUUCCUUUCCUCCUUUUCAGCUACUGAUCUUUUCUCCUCUUUCCCUCCUUCACCCCACCAGUGUGUACCCCAGGCAGCAAUAUACCGCUAGUUACUGGGGGUGUAUUGCUGUCUGUAAGACUUAUCACCAUCCACUGAUUAGCCUGUUAGCAGGCUCUCCUGUUCAGGUUUUGCUGCCACCUAUUAAACCAUCAGCAGCCGCUUAUGUUAAAAGUUAUUGAAACUCUCAACCCCAAGAACCUGGUAAACAAGCUCAUGAGGUCUCUGAUUUUGAGGACAUAAGUAGUUCAUUCUAAUUCUACACAAGAAUAAAAUUUAUUAAAUUUAAUAAAAAAACAUGAUCUACAUUUGAUAUUCAUUUGUUAAAUUUAUUAAAAAGCAUGAUGUACAUUUAAUGUACAUCAUUUUUUUUUUUUAAGGAAACAUGUAUACUACUGGAGAGAUAGGAAAGGUAGAUCUAACAAAGGCAGCCAAGUAUUUUACAAAAGCUGCUGAAAAAGGUUUGUUUUUAUAUGAAUUAUGAAUUACAUGUUAAGCUUUUUGCAGAGAGAUGAAAAACUGACAAAUGAAUUUUCUUAUUGGACAGUUUAUGAUAUAAAAGGAUGGUGUAUCAUAUGAAAGGCACAUGACUGGAGUGCGCACAUGACGUGUGAAAUCAUUGAAUUAGUGGUAUAAUAAUAGCCCUGAAUCAAGUAUUAAGGUCACUAUAACAAUGGGAACAAUCACCAACUAGAGAAAUUCUUGAUUGUUAAACAAACUCCCCUUGAGUUUUCAGCAUCUUAGGAAAUGUAUAGAGAAUAGUGUGGAGAUUAUGCAUACAGAUAUUCGGGUGUAAAGGGUUAAGGAUUUACUUGUUUGUCAUUCAAGGAGGGGUAUUGAAUAAGGCCAAAAUAGGGGAAGAUGCAAGUUAGCCUUGCAAGGCAGGAAAGACCUUAUGAAACCCUUUCCGGUAAUUUUUUUACUAAGAAAUGUGUAAGUCUGUUUGAGAAAGAGAGAGAGAGUGUGGGAUGGGUUGUAUCUUCAGUGUUUUGGUAUUGGAGUUAUCAUGAGGUGAAACGCUUCCCCGAUUUUGAAACUAUAAAGUGGUCCACUUUCAUUAAGGUGAUGUGCCAGCUCUCAUGUCACUUGGUGCAUUUUACAGUCAAGGCACUGGUGUAGAAAAGAAUUUUCAAAAGUCAUUCAAGUGCUACAAAGCAGCAGCUGACCAAGGUACAUAAGUCAUAAGCUUAAAUUCUGCAAUAUGGUAAGGGCAAAAACAUACUUAGUGUAACAUAACCGUGUUAUUUUUGGUUUGUGUGUUAACUCAUAGUCUGUCGGUGCAACAGUAAGUCAGUCUGUAGAUCAGGGAGUCAGUCAGUUAGUCAGUCAGUCAUCAUCUAUCAACCAGUUUGUGAGUCAGUCGAUUAGCAGUUCAGAAGUCUGUAUGAUUAUUUAACAAUUCCACCAUCCAUCCAUCCAUCUAUCAGCCGGUCUGUCAAUUAAUGAUUGAUUAAUUAAGGUAUUUACCAAGUUUUUUCACCUCUUGAAUGGGGCUUCUAUGUACUCUUCUUUGUCUGAUGAGGCUUUAUUCUCCACAAGAAGAAGAAGGAACAAUGAUAGUAACUAUAGUAAUGCUGAUGAUGUCUGCUCACCAGGCCACUUAACAGCCCAGUACAAUGUUGGAGUCAACUAUUUUGCUGGAAAAGGAGUUGAGAAUGACAUGAAGAAAGCAGCUUAUUACUUUAACCUUGCUGCUCAACAAGGACACGUGUUUGCUCAGGUAUAUUGAUACACCAAUAAUCACCCAGUUUAAAGAUCACCAAAAAAGUUGUAUCAGAUGAACUUUUCUCUUGAUUUGGGAGACGUACUGAGUGAAGGGUCUGACAUAUGGAAGUUAAAAUUAAAGAAGUUAAAAGCUUUAUUGUUAAGUAGCAACUUGCUGUUGAGAUCAUGAUUCAAUUCUUCCUUAAAAUAUCCAUGGAUUUCUUGAUGGACAGUGCACUGAUUUGUUCCCUCCUUGUUUUCUGUUGUAGAUCAAUCUUGGAAACAUGUAUUACUUUGGAUAUGGUGUGGAGAAAAACUGGGAGAAAUCAAGACAGCUUUACAAGGAGGCAGCAAAAAGCAACCAACAUGCUGAGCUUUUGCUUCAAGAACUUGAGCAUGAAAUUGAGAACCUGGACAAAAGUGAUGACCCUUAUUAGUCAGGGUAAAAAUUAAUAAAAAAGUUUUAGGUGACAUCACUGAAUUGUGAAGCAGGGUUUGCAGAUCGUUUGUCACCUUGUUUAAAGUGAUCUGAGGAAUAGAUUGUGGGUGGAAAACAAGAGGUUAUUCAGGUGUUAACUUUGCAAUGGAUUGGAACUGGGAAUCAAACAGCUCAAGUGCCUCUGUGAACCUAAUUGAAGUCUAGGAUUGAGUGAGCAGGUGCAUUAUCCGGUUAAAUGACGCCAAGGGAUAUCAGCUGUGUCUCAAGGAGUAGACAUGUUGCCAGGCAACAAUGUAAUUAAAUUUAAAAUGGUAAAUCAUUAAUUUGUGAAAAAAUGUUCCUUCAUGCACAGACUGUAUAAACUCUCGUGUGAGAUGAGCAUAGGUUAUAUACUUGAGGAAGAAAAAGCCAUGCAUAUGUGGAACUGUAGGGCUUUCUGAUAUUUUGCCAACCUUGACUUGGUAUUUGAGAAGUGCUUCAAGUAUGUAAUUAUAAUAUGUGAACAUCAGAGUGGAAAGAAAGGAAAGCUGAGAACAUAGAGGAGAAAGUGAUGGGAAUAUUGGUUCUUACCAUAAUGUAAUUCCUAAUCACAAAAAAGUUUACUUAUUUGCUUAAUUUUCAUGAUCAGACAAUUUAAGAGAGAUGCGAGUUCUACGUCACUGGUUCAAAGUAUUUGAAUUCUGUCCAGAUGAUAAAAAUGUCUAAAUUCAAUUUUAUACAAUUUCUCGUAAGCAAAAAAUUAUACGAUUCAACCUUGGAAGUGUGAUGUUCUGACAUUUUCAUCUUUUUGAUUACAAAAGGCAGCAGCAAAAUUGUGAGUAUGAACACCUAGUUCAUUCAGCUACCUCAGAUGGGUCACGCCCUUUACUGCCCUUCUAAUUUUCCGUCCCUUUGAGUUAGGAGUAAAAAAUUCGUACUCUUUGGCUUAAUACUAAGUCAGUCUUAUUAUAUAUUUGGAAAAUCAUCAUUUCACUUGACCUAGACGAAAACAGUUGACUGUCAAAGGUUUUCGUCUUCAUCUGAAAGAGAAGCCACGUUACAGGAAAUCUACUUGUGCGCGGUAUGUACUCUUAACUAGUUUUAUUAUUUCGCCUCUAAAGAAGGCCUUCACAUGUUUUUGAAAAAAUUGAAACCGAUUUUCAAUACAACAGUAUUGCAAGCAUAACAUACCCUGACGUGAUGCUUAAGAUAAAGUGCUUUGUAGAAGUUGUUCAUGAGGAGUAAACCGAAAAAGCUUUACAAUUGAAGAGUACAAGUCAUUAUAAUUUUGAUAUUCUUUUUAUGUGAAAUAUUAAAUAAUCUCUCUCUC